AUGAAAAAGAAAGAACAAGAGUUGAGCGGCGCCUCCUUCUUCUUGGACGAUCUCCUAGGGCUUCUCUCCUCGGCUCUCUUCUCUGGACUCUCUUCUCACAAACACACACGCUCAUCUCUUCUUCAGCGGCUAAAAACAUGUAUAUAUGGGCGAAGUCGCGUAGGGUUUUCUUCAUGCCGGAAAAGGAAAGUUUCCCAUGAGCCGAGCCUUCUUCUCCACGUCGUGUAUGGGCCGACAUUGUACCAAGGAAAGCUCCAAACAUUAGCCAGGCCUCUUCUCUAUUCGAUCAAGGCCUUUGGCGCUGCUGCUCGGGCCAUUAGACACUCCAAAUCCUCCAUGGGCUUCGUUUGCUCGCUUACCGGACAUGUCUCGGUAGAAAAUAAGUGGCCUCAUAGUUGA
Messenger RNA from Microthlaspi erraticum, 399 nucleotides. The record is from the annotation of a GenBank genome assembly. Lineage: Eukaryota; Viridiplantae; Streptophyta; Magnoliopsida; Brassicales; Brassicaceae.